AUGGAAUUAGUUGAUGCUGCACCACUCAAAGAACUGGAGGCAGAAUACGAAAUUAAGAAUGAUAUCCUUGAGUUUUAUUUUCAGAAAGAUAAUUCUAUUACUUAUCGUCAUAAAUUUUCGAAUAUUCGUUCCUACCUUACUCAUUCACUC
Messenger RNA from Racocetra persica, 150 nucleotides. NCBI's taxonomy places the organism in Eukaryota, Fungi, Glomeromycota, Glomeromycetes, Diversisporales, Gigasporaceae. The record is from the annotation of a GenBank genome assembly.